Messenger RNA from Marchantia polymorpha subsp. ruderalis, 2677 nucleotides. The record is from the annotation of a GenBank genome assembly. Lineage: Eukaryota; Viridiplantae; Streptophyta; Marchantiopsida; Marchantiales; Marchantiaceae.
ACAUCCUCAGCCGCUUCCAGAUUCGACGAAUGGAAUGGAAGGCGACGGCAGCCGAACAAUUCCUCGUCAGGUUGGCAGUCCACGAGAAUAUGCCCAAGUAUUGCAGCACGCAGAGAAAAUUGGGGGAAAGCCGGGCGAAGAAUGUGAACGGGUUGACGUCAGCUGCGCAGUGGCGGUGGCAGUGUGGCGGAAAGAUCGCAGAUAAGGAGUGCGAGUCGAGCGACGACCAGAUCCCUGGGCUCGAGAUUCAUCCGAGAGCGAGCAGAUCCAAGCGCUACAGACUUGGAUUUCGGAGGGGGCAACGAAUUUGUGUGCAGUGAGUUAGAACGUGAUGAUUUUGUGGUUGAGCUGCUGAAAUUGCUCGUCGCCUCCGCGUGCUGUCGGGCUCCGGCGCGACUGCAGCAGCUGCUGCUGCCGAUGGGAGAGAGUUUGGCGGAUGCACGAAACGUGGACUCGAUCCGCCCGCACUCAUCCUCCCCUCGAGGCGAGCCAUGCCAUGCCACGCCGAGCUCGAAUGAGGAGGCCCUGGCGCCAACACAGAUCUCCCGUCCCGCGCCUGCGCCUGCGCCUGCGAAGUACGACGCACUUGAGUACGGUAGAGCGCGAGUGAGCGCUCAGAUGGAACCCUGGCGAAGAGAGCAAAUUUUGUGCACCGGAGAUCGGACUACUACCGCCACCACCACUGUCACCAGCUCUACUCUCACGACGACCGACGCUUUAUGGUUUUCUCCAGGUCCCAUCGGAGCUUACAAUCUUUUGGCGUGACGUUUUGUAUGGAGUUAAACGUGCCUUAAGUUUUUGAAGGAGAGAAAACACUUUGUGAGAGUCCGACGGCACCAUGCCAACGCGCUCCUCUGAGACAGGGAACCUUUUAUGUACGCCAGGUCAGAAAUGUGGAGAAAGAGAAGUCAUUUGAUGGGCCAGAUGUGAACGCGAAAAUAUCAGUUGAAACAUGGACGAUGAAAGUGCCUUCAUAGACCUAGCAACUCCAGCUGAAGACCCAGUAGUGUCUGUGCCUUCUGCGCAUUCUGGAGGGUCUACCAUUCGGUCCAACGCUGCGUCUCCAACUGAAUGUGUGGCCGGUGUGCACCAUGGAGCAGCAACCAACAGCACUGCUCAAUCAGCCAUCACGAGGACAGGGACAUCCCCUCUCGGGCCCAUGCACCUGCCUCCAAACUCCCCAUCCUUGCUUCCGCUGUCCCCUCACAUUCCGUGUCUGUGCAUGGCACCCCCCGUUCAGGCCAUGACUAACUACGUUGCGAUGCCUUUCCAUGCAUCUCACUCGAUGCAUGGAACCCACCAACCUCAUAUUCCCCCGGUUGUAUUUCCAUCCAUGACCUCUCCAGCACUGCAGCAACGGCAGGAAUCUCAAUCUCUGGUGCAAGAAAGAGACUCGUCGACUUUCGAAAACCAUCACUCUGGGCCAGCUUCUAGAACUCGUAAAAGGUCCAGGAAUUGGGAAGCCUGGGAGAUUUUACUCCUCAUUCAAGCCAAGAAAGCUGAGUUCGAACGGUACUGGGGCCACCCAGGACGUGAGCGCUUGGAAAACAGCGCUCAAAAAUACAAGAGGAUCGUGGACUACAUGCGACAGCACCGGGUUAUGGACAGGGAUGCUACCGCAUGCAAAAACAAAUGGGAGGCACUCUCAGGGGAAUACAAGGUUAUCAAAGAGUGGGACCGCAAGCCAGGCAAUCCGACAUAUUCUUCUCUCAGUUUUCAAGAAAGGAAGCAAAACAAUCUGCCGACUUCUUUCGAGACCGAGGCUCAGGAGCUCAUGGACUCGUUCCAGGGCAGCAGACAGCACAUGGUUCCUCCGUCUGUGGUGGAUUCAACCAUCAGACACUCCAUGAGUGCUGGGGGCACGAGAGCAAUCACAGUCGUGCCGCCUGGAGCAGAUUCGACCGUCAGGCAUUCUCCCAGUGCAGGUGACGGAGGCGAAGGCAGUACUGCCGAGGACGAGAGGGAGCAGGUGCCGCCGACCGAGGAGCCCGAGCAUAUAGAGAUAUGGGCCUCGGGGAAGAGGAAGAAGUCGUGCGGGAAUGUGGUGGCUGCCUUCCAAGAAUUGUCGCAAAGCAUCAUGCGGAUUGAGAAAGAAAGAGCAGAUAGGGCUAGAGAGGCGAACGAGAUGGCCAAGGAUGCACAUUUACUGGAGAUGCGGAAAUUUGAGUUUCUGCAAAUGAAAAUGGACAGAGAAGACGAAAGAGCUGAGAAAUUUGUAGGAGUUCUAGGAAGCAUUGCCGGAGCCUUCCAUAAGAUGGCCGAGAAGAUGUAGGUUUUGCUCUUGUAGUGAAAGGCAUAUGUUACAGUUGCUUGGUGCCCAUUUUGCCGAGGAAGCACCAAACACCGAGAGUUCCGAGCCCGCAGUAGAGGUUUUCAACAAUUUGUUCGAACAUGUGACCACAGACCAGUCGUCCUGAUGAUGUAGAAACGGAAGAAAGAGCUUUUUGUAGGGCCCCAGGAGUUUUGUUUUCAUUGUGGUUGUACAAUUUCCCGAGAGAAUUCCAAUUUUUCAGAAAGCUAUUGAGUUAGAAUCAACAUUAAUCAGGUAAAGCUUAGAGCUCUCCUGAACCCACACUGACAGAUGGUCCGACAGCCACUCGGGCAGUUUUGCCUGAGCACACGAAAUGCUUUUGUUUUAUGUACAUGAAACUUCACAAUUAAAAGGAAAGUUUAGCGG